AUGUUCUUUUGUUUUGCAGUUCAUCAAAAUUGCUAUGCCGCAUAUCGGUCUUUAUUUUUUCCUUUUCCUUUAUUUGAUUGGUGGUGCGUGGACUUUUGCCAGCUUUUUGAUUUGUUUAGACUAUCGUCAUUAAUGGAAGGUCGAGAUUUUCCGCUCAAUCCAGAUUCUGAUAAGCAAACGGAGGAUCUUGUUUCUUCUCGAUGGACUAAAAUGUCAUCAAUCUUAUAUGCGUUAUCGAUUUUGACAACAACGGGUUACGCAUAUGCAGUUCCAGUGACUGUAUUGGGACAAUGGAUCGCAAUUGGCUACGGCCUUUUCGGCAUACCACUUAUGGUCUUAGCAGCUGUUGAUAUUGGCAGCUUUCUCUCUGAAAUUGUUCUUUAUAUUUAUGCUAAGGUCCUUCAUUUUUUCGUACAGAAACACUCGAAAACGAUUCGUGAAAUCAUGUUUAAUUCUAAGAAAAAAUCAACAAGUUAUGGAACUUGUGGAAACAAAAACAAUCAAAAUCUCAGAAAUUCCAAGAAUUCGGUUAAAUUCGACUUGAAAAUUCAAAUACUAUCUAAAGAAAUUUUUUUAAGAUCAGUUCGCAAUCACAAGUUUUUCAAAAGAAGAAAAGGAGUUGACCAAAAGAAACGGCGUCUACCACUCACUGUAAAUGCAUCAAUUUUACUGAUAUUUUGUAUGCUUGGCGGACUUGUUUAUAUCGCUGCGGGUGGCCAAAAAACUUUCUUGGAAGCCUUUUUUGUCACUUUUAACCUCGUUGCAAAUUUGACAAUGGCUGAAAUGCCCAACGAUUUGAAUCAUUUGUUGACACUUUUCUACAUCAUUAUCUUUGUCACAUUUGGAUUGGCAGUAUUAUCAAUGUGCGGUGAUUUAGCAGCAACUGAAUUAAAAUCACUUUUUUUGAAAAUCCAUUAUUUUGGACGCAAAAUUGAUUGGAAGAGGCCAUUCAAUAGAAAGGACCAGGUUGAAAUAAAUGCAGAAUUAAGUGCGUUGGUUAAAAUAAUUGCAGAUGUACACAAAAAAUAUCCUGAGAAAAAAAAAAUUUCUUCUGCUGAUCUCAUGCAGUACCUUAAAGAAAUCAAAGAAGAAUCUGAUGCUUUGAGAUACAGACGUCGGGAUACUAUUGCUUAUAUGCCGCAAACAUUCGAAAUGCUUAAGUUUGCUGACGAAAUGGAUCUUGAAGACUCGGCGCAUCGUUCUUUAUCACAAAUUGAAGUUUUACCUGCAAUUGAUUCUGAUUCAGACCUAUUCGACUUAUUCGAGUGA
Dracunculus medinensis (Guinea worm) is the source of this 1269-nucleotide messenger RNA. The record is from the annotation of a GenBank genome assembly. NCBI's taxonomy places the organism in Eukaryota, Metazoa, Nematoda, Chromadorea, Rhabditida, Dracunculidae.